UUGAUUAUUCCUUGUUCUGCUCUAAUUUAUCUCUUGCUUAAUAAAAUACUGAUUAUACUAUGAAAGCGAAAGCGAUUGUUUGUGUUCAAAUAUUGAACGAAUAGAUUAUUUGUCUAAUUGAAAAACAGCAGAAGUGAAUUAUCCUGAGUGUUUUAUAUAAAGGACAUAUGAAUUUUGAUCGGAGAUUUUGCCAAGCAUCCAUUAAAUUUGAAAACAAAUACUAACAAUGGCUAAGGGAUUAUUCCAAGGUGCUAUCAAAUCCAGAGCUCUGUAUAAAAUUUACGGAAAUCAGUAUGGCUAUUCCAGUAGAAUACAUUCCAUACAUAAACAAAAACCUGAAAGAUUUUUAAAUAGGAAUUUUUCAACUUCGAACCCAGAAACUAGAGGAAUAGCAGCAGAAAAAUUGACCAUUGGUGUCCCCAAAGAAAUUUGGAAGAAUGAAAGAAGAGUGGCCCUUACACCUUCAGCAGCUGCUACACUCAUCAAAAAAGGAUUCACUAUCAAUGUAGAAGAAAACGCAGGAGUUGGUGCGACCUUCAGAAAUCAAGAUUACCAAGGUGUUGGGUGCAAUAUUAAAGAUAGUUCAGCUGCAUUUAACUCAGAUAUUGUUUUGAAAGUGCGACAGCCACUAGAAAAUGAAAUCGAAAAAUUCAAAGAAUAUUCAACGCUUAUAUCAUUCCUUUACCCUGGAAAUAACACAUCCUUGGUUAACCAACUGGCGGAAAAGAAAAUAACAGCGUUUGCUAUGGACUGCAUUCCUCGUAUCACUAGGGCACAAGUUUUCGAUGCUUUGAGUUCCAUGGCCAAUAUUUCUGGAUAUAGGGCAGUUGUAGAAGCGGCAAAUCAUUUUCCAAGAUUUUUCUCAGGACAAAUCACAGCUGCAGGUAAAGUACCGCCUGCAAAAGUACUCAUCAUUGGCGGAGGAGUUGCUGGUUUAGCAGCAGCUGGUCAAGCCAAAGCUAUGGGUGCAAUAGUCAGAGCUUUUGACACGAGAUCAGCUGUUAAAGAACAAAUAGAAUCGAUGGGCGCUGAAUUUCUUACCAUCAACAUCAAAGAAGAAGGUGGUACUGCUGCUGGAUACAGUAAAGAAAUGUCCAAAGCAUUCAUUGAUGCUGAGCACGCUCUAUUCGCAAAGCAAUGUAAGGAAGUUGACAUCAUAAUAUCUACAGCUUUAAUUCCAGGAAAGAAGGCCCCACUUUUGAUUUUGAAAGAACAUAUACUAUCCAUGAAACCAGGUAGUGUCGUCGUGGAUCUAGCUGCAGAAGCUGGCGGUAACAUUGAAACAACAAAACCAGGAGAAAUCUACGACUUCAACGGCGUUACCCACAUAGGACUAACAGAUUUGGCUAGUAGAUUACCCACUCAGAGCUCUACUUUGUACGCCAACAAUGUAUCCAAAUUUUUCUUGUCGAUGUGCGAAAAAGAUCAUUUCAACGUGAACUUAGAAGACGACGUUGUCAGGGGUAGUAUAGUAUUGCAUGAGGGAAAACUGCUGUGGCCGGCUCCUCCCCUAGCUGUGACUUCAACUCCGCCUCCUUCGGUACCAAAACCCAAAACGGCAAAACUCAAAGAAGAGCAAAAUCAAAACCCUCUCUUGGCCAAAGUUCAAGAAUCUCUUAUUUGCACUUCAGGUGUUGGAACCCUCCUCGGUUUGGGAGUUGUAUCACCGAACGCAGCAUUCACAUCUAUGUUGACCACCUUUGGCUUGUCUGGAAUCGUAGGAUACCAUACAGUGUGGGGCGUUACACCAGCUCUACAUUCUCCUCUUAUGUCUGUAACUAAUGCCAUCUCUGGAAUAACUGCUGUUGGCGGUAUCCUCUUGAUGAACGGAGGAUACUAUCCCACCAAUUCAGUAGAGGCCUUGGCUGCUUCUGCCGCAUUCAUCUCCUUCAUCAACAUAUCCGGAGGAUUCUUGGUCACCAAGCGGAUGCUUGACAUGUUCAAGAGACCAGGAGAUCCAAAAGAAUACAAUUACCUGUACGGUAUACCUGCUGCAGCAUUUUUAGGAGGUUAUGGUUACGCCGCACUUUCAGGAUUACCAGAAAUCCAUCAAGCAGCCUACUUGGCGGCAUCCUUAUGUUGCGUUGGAGCUUUAGCUGGUCUCAGCUCUCAGAAGACAGCCAGAUGGGGAAAUAAUAUCGGAAUGAUUGGUGUAGCUGGUGGUAUAGCUGCAACUCUAGGCCAAUUGGAUCUCACACCUGAAGUAUUAGCCCAAAUUGCAGGUUGUGCCGUAGGAGGAGGAGCUUUAGGAGCACUUAUAGCGAAAAAAAUCGAAAUUACUGAUCUACCUCAAUUGGUAGCUGCAUUCCACAGUCUAGUCGGUCUGGCAGCAGUACUAACGUGUGGAGCUACCUUCCUUCAUGAUUUCCCAACAUUCGAAACCGACCCAGCUGCUAAUGUUGUAAAAACAGCUUUGUUCCUUGGAACGUACAUCGGCGGUGUAACAUUCAGUGGUUCUCUUGUAGCUUAUGGAAAACUCCAGGGUCUUCUCAAUUCAUCUCCAUUACUUCUACCAGGAAGACACGCUUUGAACAGCGCUAUGCUGUUGGGAAGCUUAGGAGCUGGAGGUUACCUCUUCUACGACCCUACUCUUGCAGGUGGUUUGGGCGCUCUUGGUACAACAGCUGCUCUUUCAGCUGCUAUGGGAGUUACCUUGACUUCAGCAAUUGGAGGUGCUGAUAUGCCAGUAGUCAUAACUGUCUUGAACAGUUACUCUGGCUGGGCUCUAUGCGCGGAAGGCUUCAUGUUGAAUAAUAAUCUGAUGACCAUUGUUGGUGCUCUGAUUGGAUCUUCCGGAGCUAUUCUUUCAUAUAUUAUGUGCAAGGCCAUGAAUCGUUCUUUGCCGAAUGUUAUUCUCGGUGGUUAUGGUACCUCGAGUACCGGGGGUGGAAAGCCGAUGGAAAUCACUGGAACCCACACUGAAGUCAGUGUAGAUGGAGCUGUAGAAGCCAUAAGAAACGCGAAAAAUGUCAUUAUUGUACCUGGUUAUGGUCUUUGCGUGGCUAAGGCUCAGUACCCGAUUGCCGAAAUGGUUAACACGUUGAAGAGUCAGGGCAAAAAUGUCAGAUUCGCUAUACAUCCUGUGGCAGGUCGUAUGCCAGGACAAUUGAACGUGCUCCUUGCAGAAGCUGGAGUUCCUUACGACGACGUAUUCGAGAUGGAAGAAAUCAAUGAUGAUUUCCCAUCUACUGACUUGGUUCUAGUCAUAGGCGCUAAUGACACUGUUAACAGUGCUGCAGAAGACGAUCCCAAUUCUGCCAUCGCAGGCAUGCCUGUACUGAAAGUAUGGAACUCUGAACACGUGAUCGUGAUGAAGAGAUCCCUAGGAGUGGGUUAUGCUGCAGUGGACAACCCUGUAUUCUACAAACCUAAUACCUCUAUGUUGCUGGGAGAUGCCAAGAAGACUUGUGAUCAGCUCUUGGCCAAGAUAAAGGAAGCAAGCGAGGACUAGAUUUAGGACGAUGAGGAUUUUCAAGACUGAAACUCUUAGUUAGGUUCAGAGCUGUUUAUUAUUAUAUAUUAAGAAGAUAAUAUUUUCGAAGCGUUAUAGACUGCCAUUGUAUUUUAUCGUUGAUAAGGUCGAUUUUAUACAAAUUUUAAGGAGUAAUUUUCUACGAAUGUUUUAUGGUGUUUAGAAGUUUAUGACGUGUUCUGUGAUUUUCAAAUUUUAGCACGUAUAUUGAUGUGUUGCAAUUAUUUAGUUUAAAGUUUAUCUACAGAGAAUUUGUCCUAUUAAUAAGUUGCUUCUCGAUGAUGGCUUCAUUCAUUAUUAGCAGUGUUCACCGCAAUUAGAAUUCUGUAGAAAGGCACGUUUUAUGGUGUGAAAAAUUCCUACAAGUUGCUGUAAUUAAUAGGCAAUGUUGCCUACACACAAAACGAAGUUGACGAAUCUCAUUAUUUCUAAUUGAUUGAAAUAUAAAAAAUUGUUCAACUAUACUCAGUUUCAGACUUGAGUAAAUAAAUUCAUACCUAGUAGAAUUUACAAGUUUUUGUUUAGUUUUUCAUUAAAAUAAAUAUUGAAAUCGAGUUUCAUCACAUCCAUAUUUUCAAUGAAAAAAAAUUUCGAUUUUAAUAGCACAAUAAGGCAUGUGAUACCAAUUUUAAGCUAUUCACAAUCAGUUUUGCAUUUGAUACGUAUUUUCUUUUAACAGUAGGUAUAUUUCCUUCAUUAAUUCUACUAUAAUUGGCUUACCUACAUCAUUUAUUUUUCCCUUGUGUAAAUAUAUUAGACAACCAGUAUUUUGGUUGAAAUUUCAUGGCUAAUAGAGAUAGCUAUGAAUUAGAAUUGAACUUACAAAUUAGAAAUUGUGAUAUUCUUAUUUCAAACUGGUUAAAAUUAUUGAAUCAAUAAAAAUCUUAUUUUUUUUAGAUAUUAUUCGUAUAUAUCUAGCAUAGUUGUUCAAUUGUUGAUUUCCAUGUAGUUUAAUUUUUUUUCAAUGUAAAAUCCAAAAGUUGAUAAUAAUUCAAUUCACCAAUUUAUCCUUAAUGUUCCAAAGAAAUAUGUUUUCUUCAUGUGCACUUUUUUGAUAACUUGGUAAUUUGUAUAGGUAGUUGUUCAAAAACAUAUUGAAAGUUAUUUGAUUUUAUUCAUUUCAUACAUGAAUAUGAAGUUAUUUGGGAAUUAUCAUGACUGCAUAGUAUUCCAAAAAGACAUAGGUAUUCAAUUAUAAAAAAUGUUAAUACGAAUAGGUAAUUAUUUACCAUUGUAUAUGUAUUUGCUUGAAAUCAUUUUAGAAUAGAUUCUCCUAAUGUGAAAGUAUUAUACAUACUUUUUUUAGCAGUCCUAGAUUACUCUACUAUCGAUAAAGUUUAAAGGUUAUUUUAUUGAUCAAAUAUUUAAUUUUUACCUAUUAGAUUUUAGCUUAUUCUAUGCAAUGCUUUGUUAAAUAAUUAACUCACCUUCGUUUGCACUAGAAUUGAAUAUUUUGUUCCAAAUACUAGCUCUAUCUUUCUUCUCGUCGAUUGUUUGUAUCCAUAUUGAAAUUUAUCCAACUAUGUUGGUAUAUUAUAAAAUGAAUUGAAGUGAAUAUUAAAAAAUAUAAAUUGAAAUUUCA
This is a messenger RNA of Harmonia axyridis, 5054 nucleotides long. RefSeq names its product NAD(P) transhydrogenase, mitochondrial-like. Gene Ontology annotation, biological process: NADPH regeneration; proton transmembrane transport. NCBI's taxonomy places the organism in Eukaryota, Metazoa, Arthropoda, Insecta, Coleoptera, Coccinellidae. Gene Ontology annotation, molecular function: NAD binding; NADP binding. Gene Ontology annotation, cellular component: mitochondrial inner membrane. The transcript has 16 exons. The record is from RefSeq and is a predicted model, not a curated record. Bases 227 to 3451 code for a protein of 1074 amino acids.